AUGUGGAAUUUUGCAUUUCUUUUAUUUCUCUACAAACUAAUCAACAACUCUUUUCUUCUUCUACUUUCAGCGGGCAGCGCACGUAACUCAACAACCCUGCGCGUACGCGGUAGGCUCAAUACUGGUACGGCUGAAAAAUCCUUCCUCGAGCCAUUGCGCAUAAAUAGACUGCAGCUGCUGGAGCGUGAUCAACAAAUAUCCGAGAAUGUUGUCUCCUCAUCGACCACAACAGGAUUGAAAUUGAUGCGCGCCAUCACAGCCGAACAAAUGGAUCUCGACGAUGACAUCACCGACGAAGAAGACUGCGAAGUACAUUCCAUAACAAGUGGGGCGCAAUGCUACAAUAGACACAACAACAACAACAACACCAGCAGCCACAACAUUAAAACAGUAUUCACAGUACCCACGCCGCAUGACAAACAAUCACUGCCACCCAAAACAGCAACAACAACAUCAACAACAACAACGACCUCUGCGAACAAUCAGCAUAGCCCGAAACAUUACCAGCAGCAAUAUUACGCCGCUAGUGAUGACGACGAACAUGAUUCCGAUACAUAUUCAAGCAUAUGUGAGAUUAAAAAUACCGAAGGCUUAUUGGCAAUCGCACUAAAAACCAUCAAACUGGUGAAACGUAAUCAAAUGUUGCAACGCCGUUUGGCGCAGCUGCAGCUGGAAACUUCAGAAUUCAUACAAUCGGUGUUGGCAAAUCCAGAGAAUCGUCACUUUCGCAACAAAAUGCAAAAGCCUUCAUCGCCAUCGGUCACGUCUGCCACAUCGCCCAGUGUAACGCCUUUGCAGGCGUUGCAAUCACCAACAGCGACGACGGCUGACAAUUGAGCGUAGUAGAUUUCUCAUAGAAAAUACAUAUGUACAUCCAGCUAUGCAUUUGCAUGGUUCCGGCGGAUAUGUUGCUGUUGGCGUGCUUCAAAGCGCUUUUUAGCAACAUGUUGCUCACUAAUAAUAAUGUUGCGAUGCACAAAUCAGCUAUUAAAUACAUAUAUACAAGCGCUUAUAGUACCAGAGAACUUAGAUAGAUAGAGA
Messenger RNA from Rhagoletis pomonella (apple maggot), 1041 nucleotides. RefSeq lists its product as uncharacterized. Bases 1 to 837 code for a protein of 278 amino acids. Lineage: Eukaryota; Metazoa; Arthropoda; Insecta; Diptera; Tephritidae. The transcript has 2 exons. The record is from RefSeq and is a predicted model, not a curated record.